Peronospora farinosa is the source of this 1848-nucleotide messenger RNA. The record is from the annotation of a GenBank genome assembly. Lineage: Eukaryota; Oomycota; Peronosporomycetes; Peronosporales; Peronosporaceae.
AUGUGGGCUUUUGAAACUGGGCUCAAUGACGACGAUAUGCGAGAGAUCCAGCGCCGGCGAAAGGCAUACGCGCAAGAGUUGGACGAACAGAUUGCGAUACGUCGGAUGCAUCAACACAAGGAGCAGAUGGAGCGCGAAGAGCUAGAGCGCAAGCUUGCACCAAGCGAGCGCUCGCCAUCCAAGUGGCUGGUCGAAGGAGGCCAUUUGGACGUACCAACAACUUCCCAAUGGCCAUGGAAAAUACGACAGAAUGAAGAACAAAGACAGGACCGAGGUGCCGCUACAUCCGAAGCGAGCAGUAUGUCAUCGUCCCAUCCGCGCUUUCGAAUCACCGAUGCUAGCGAGACCAGCCAGAGACUGCGGGAACGCGCGCAAAAGAUGCACUGGAAGAGAAUUUUGGAUGAACAGGUGGAGGAAAAGUCGAGAUUAAAACAUCAAGAAGAGAUGGAGAGGAGACGCAGCGAGGAAAGUGCGGCGAGGGAAGAGGUGCGCUACCUUCAAGAGCAACAGCAACGAGCACAGCGACGACUGGGAUACGUUUUGUCAGCAAGUAAUGCCGAGGCAAUUGAGAAGAGAACGGAGUCGAAAUCUCCGUGUCACGUAUUACCGUCACCGCCGGAGUUGAUUGCAAGAAAACAGCGGAAUGAUUUACAAUCGACUACAAACAACUUGGAGGGUAAAGACACGUCGACGUAUUAUCACAGUGAUCGGCAGGAUGGAAGUCGAGGUGUUGCAGAAUCGCUUUCGUGUCCGCCUCCUCCCUCACGAAAUCAAGUGCCACAACAGAAUGAACGGAAUCAUUUGAAUGAUGGUGGCUACGAUACAUGCGAUCGUAGCAAAGACAGUGGAAUUGCGACGAGACACGUACAUUCUCAGGGAAACGAUGUGGAGGCUACACACCAGCAGAUGAAGCAGCAAAGUCGAAUGAUUGAGGAGUACCGCUCGCUGCUAGCAGAAAUUCGUCAUGAACGUCAAGAACUUCGACGAGAACGAGAUGAGAUACGGCGCGAAAAGGAAGAGUUACGUGUGCAGCAAGUGCUGUUGCAACUUGAGAACGAAAAAAUGGCAAAUUUGGUGGAUGCACAGCGGGCACUAAAUGAGCAACACCAGUUGGACCUUGCGACUGAGCAGAUAAAGCAAGCUCAGCACCUGGCCCAACAACAGCAAAAACAGGCAAUGGCGUAUCAGCACCGACAGUCGCCUGUUCAGUCUGUGGACUUCACAUUGGAUAAUAUGCGUAGAGGUAUCGAGCGUCCGAGGCAGCAGGGCGAUGAUCCUGAAAUGAAGGCAUAUUCGCGACUGGGUCAGAUUCAGCAGACUCUAGCCGAUUCACAUAUUCACGAUGGGCAGCUUCAGCCAGUAUCACUAAGGAGACGAAGGAAACCACCAAGCCCAAUGUCAAUGGCCGACUUUUCAGCGCCAACACCUAACAAGCGUACCACCACAAACAUUGUGGAUCUGCCAGGCUUCCAGCGAUUGUCACAAUACCGUCCGACCUCGGCCAAUCCAGCCCACGACGAUAGCGUGCUGAAUCAGUCCCUAAUUGGCGAAAGUGUCUUCGUUCCGUUAAGCCCUAAGUCACAGAACCAAUGUACUAGCGAACCGGCACCGGGGACUGCUUCGUCUCCAGCUUCAGGAGACAUUGACAACCACCGUCCACAUUCUCUACGAAGCAGUCGUGUUAUCAAAAGCCGAGGUUUCUACGACUUUGAGCAGGAGUUCAAGAGUAGUAACAAGGCCGACUUUUUUUCAAGUGGAUCUAUCAGUGGCAGCGAUAUUGGACUGGACCUUGAGAACAGCUUGUACAAUGACGAUGACGAAUACGAUGCAAGUGGCACAGAGGAUUAG